Mangifera indica (mango) is the source of this 1574-nucleotide messenger RNA. RefSeq names its product protein NRT1/ PTR FAMILY 5.12-like. The transcript is spliced from 3 exons. The record is from RefSeq and is a predicted model, not a curated record. Gene Ontology annotation, biological process: transmembrane transport. Gene Ontology annotation, cellular component: membrane. The coding region runs from base 62 to 1447 and encodes 461 amino acids. Lineage: Eukaryota; Viridiplantae; Streptophyta; Magnoliopsida; Sapindales; Anacardiaceae. Gene Ontology annotation, molecular function: transmembrane transporter activity.
GCUUUAAAAGAGAGAGAGAAUCCUUGGCUUUGCUGAGAAGUGAAUCUAAGCAAUUAGCCAAAUGUAUUCCUUGUUAAAGCGCCGGUUGGGCUAUAUCAUUUGUUUUUGCAAGGCAGCGGCGUUUGCUUCAGUCUUGGUGUUCGGCUACAAGCUUGUAGACUAUGCUGUACUGGAAUACUUAACAACGUACUUCACAAACUCAAGCAAUUAUAAUCUCAAGAAAGCUGCAGCAUUUGUGAAUAUUCAGGAGGGACUGUCAGCUUCCUUUGCUUUCAUCAACAUUUGGUAUGCCUUUCGGAGUCCCCUCACAGUCAUUAUUCGUUCAGCGGUCUCCUGCAUUUGUGGAUUGGUGGCUCUGUUCUUGACGACCUUAGCUCAAUUUAGAGAAAAGACUGACAUGUUCAACAUAAUUGGAGUGGUUCUGUUAGCAGCGGGUGAAGCUGGAUUGAAGACUUUCUUGAAGGCAUUUCUUGGUGAUCAGCUGAGAGCCCAUGAACCGAAACCAUCCGAAAAUGAGAAUCCAUCCGUAAAUGAGAAUCCAUCCGAAAAUGAGAAUCCAUCCGUAAAUAAGAAUCGAGUAAAAGCUAGAAGGACCACGUGGUGGAUUGUUGCCUGGAUUUGUAGUGUAAUAGCCGCAUACUAUGUAAACGACACCCCAUGGCCAAAAACUCUCAUUAUUUCAGCAUCAAUUAUGGGGGUCACUCUGAUCUUGUUCUUAUUGGGUAUCUGUUUUUAUCAUUCCAAAGAAUCAGCUGACCGCGGCACUGUGAGAGGAGUAAAGGAGAUAAAACGUGUUUUUAAAAUGGUUCCCCUGUGGAUCAACUUCGUUGUUUUGGGUUUGUUAGUGUCAACAGCGAAUACCUUUUUUCCUGAGCAGGGAUACAACAUGAAUAAUUCAAAAUUCUAUAUUGUUGUGCUCAUAAUUCCAUCCGUUUUGCAAAAAAUCAAGGGCUUUCUGUCGAUUUUAUUUGUUCCAAACUGGGAUAAAAAAACUAAGAAUCAAGUUAACAAAUGGAAAAUUGGGGCUGGAAUGAUGCUCUCUAUCUUCUGCUUUGCUGUUGCCUGGCGGGUUGAAGUUCACCGGUUGAAUAUAGUCAACAAAGAAGGAGGGAAUUCCGAUGAAAAUAUUCCGAUGAGCGUCUUCUGGCUAGCUCCCCAGUUCUUCCUUUUAGGCCUUAUGCUGGUGCUUGCUACUGAUGGAUUGGAUAAAAUUGUGAUUGACCAGUUCAAGGAAAGCCCGGAGUAUGCAACAACGAUCAAUGAGUUUGUCAUAGGAAUUGGAAGCUUCCUUAACAUAUUAUAUGUCCAUGUAAAUGGAAGCCUUUUCUCUGAAACUUUGAACGAGAGUCAACUGGACAAGCACUAUCAGACAUGUACAGUGGUUAGUUUCAUCAAUUUUUGCAGCUAUAUAUUCAUUUCAGCUAUCUAUACGAGCAAUGAGGGGUAGAUGAGAUCUUGCAAACAUCUGAUGAUUUAAUCAAAACUUUGUUAGCUAAUUAUGUUUUAUUCAUUUUUGGUUGAUCAGUCUGUUCAAUAUUUGUCCUUGUAACUUAGAUUCGCUUUUAACUUUUUUU